This is a messenger RNA of Adineta ricciae, 582 nucleotides long. NCBI's taxonomy places the organism in Eukaryota, Metazoa, Rotifera, Eurotatoria, Adinetida, Adinetidae. The record is from the annotation of a GenBank genome assembly.
AUGGCGAUUUUAUUUCAAGCAGCAUGUUUUGCGGUUUUAGUAGGAAUGAUAUCUUGUUGGGUAUUUCCAACCGUAGUAGAACGACAUGGUCCUAUUACUUAUGUCCAUACAUCUAUUGAAGAAAGUUCUGGACCGUUCACAAUCUUCGACGAAAUGAAUAAGAUUAUGUCACGUAUGCAUGAACGUUUCGAACAUAUGUUCAACUGGCCAUCCGUACCAUUCGAUUUCUAUGAUAAUGGUGAUUAUGAUACAAGUGUCAAUGAAGAUCAGUCGCAAGUAAUUGAAGAUUUGAUUAAAAACGAACCAUUGGUGCCCGUGGCUAUCGACGAUUUAACCGAGAUUCGCAAGAAAUUAGAUAUGGUACAACCAGUAUGUACUACAGUGACAAAUACUCCAACAACAAUCUCACCACGUAAAAGCCGACGAAAGAAACUUCGUGCAACACAAACAACAACAUGUGUUAGAGAAUUGAUUCAUAACGGAGAAAAACAUAUUUCAGAGGAAAUCAAUACAACUGAUGAUAAAGGUGUUGUUAUUCAACAUGUGAAGAAUUACAGUAUGAUGACAUUGAACAAAGAUUAA